Molecule: messenger RNA, 1957 nt
Organism: Nanorana parkeri
Lineage: Eukaryota; Metazoa; Chordata; Amphibia; Anura; Dicroglossidae
Gene: ETV1
Product: ETS variant 1
Exons: 10
Coding region: 294-1607 (437 amino acids)
Biological process (GO): cell differentiation; regulation of transcription by RNA polymerase II
Cellular component (GO): nucleus
Molecular function (GO): DNA-binding transcription factor activity, RNA polymerase II-specific; sequence-specific DNA binding
Source: RefSeq, a predicted model, not a curated record
UUCCAGCACACAAUCACAUCUGCUUUUGGCCAGAACUGGUGCUGAACGACUUGAGGUUCUUGUCAGCCUCCCUCUCUCUCGCUCUCUCUCUCAUUGCUCUCUCUCUCCUUUUUUUUUUUUUGAUUGCAAUUGAUCAGCUUUUAUAUCAGUGCACCUCGAGAGACUGCAUCACACAGGCAGCGCAGGGCAAGAGGCAGCUGUCUUAUUUCCAUCAGCACACAUGAUCCUGUGGCGUUCUACCAGAGUAGCUUUCUGAUGGCACAAUCUGCUCUCAUUGAGUUCACUAGGACGGGAUGCUUCAAGAAUUGAGUGCAAGUGCCUUCUUCCCACCUUGCUCUCAGCACAGGACGCUAGCUCAAGUACCAGAUAACGAUGAGCAGUUUGUGCCAGACUAUCAGGGGGAUAACUUGGCUUUUCAUGGUGUCCCAUUAAAAAUCAAGAAAGAACCGCACAGUCCCUCCUCUGAACUGAACACCGCCUGCAGCCAGGAACAGCCUUUCAAGUUCAGCUAUGGCGAAAAGUGCCUGUACAAUGUCAGUGCCUAUGAUCAGAAACCACAAGUUGGAAUGAGGCCCUCUAACCCGCCAACUCCUUCCAGCACACCAGUGUCUCCAUUACACCAUGCGUCACCCAACUCAGCUCAGAACCCAAAACCAGACCGUCUCUUCCCCCCGCACCUUCCUCCAUCUCAGCCCCUCCCAGACUCCAACUACACCAUGGAUCACAGGUUUCGCAGACAGCUCUCCGAACCAUGCAAUUCUUUUCCGCCGCUCCCUGCGCUGCCGCAAGACGGCAGGCCCAUUUACCAACGCCAGAUGUCGGAGCCAAGUAUCCAGUUCCCCCCUCAAGGAUUUAAACAAGAAUUUCACGACCCGGUGUAUGAACACAGCACUAUGGUGGGGAACGCUCCCAGCCAGACCUUUCCUCCUCCUCUCAUGAUUAAGCAGGAGCCAAGAGAUUUCGCUUAUGACUCAGAAGUGCCUAGCUGCCAUUCCAUUUACAUGAGGCAAGAAGCUUUUCUGGCUCAUCCCAAUGGCACAGAAGGCUGCAUGUAUGAGAAAGGUCCGCGGCAGUUCUACGAUGACACCUGCGUGGUCCCUGAGAAAUUUGAAGGUGAUAUUAAACAGGAGCCGGGUUUGUACCGCGAAGGACCCACCUAUCAGCGGAGAGGAUCCCUUCAACUGUGGCAGUUCUUAGUUGCACUUCUUGAUGACCCGGCCAAUUCCCACUUCAUUGCAUGGACAGGCCGAGGCAUGGAGUUUAAGCUAAUUGAGCCAGAGGAGGUGGCACGACGAUGGGGCAUCCAAAAAAACAGGCCAGCUAUGAACUAUGAUAAGCUUAGCCGUUCACUGAGAUACUAUUAUGAAAAGGGAAUUAUGCAGAAGGUUGCCGGCGAGAGAUACGUGUACAAAUUCGUAUGCGACCCGGAAGCCCUGUUCUCCAUGGCCUUCCCAGACAAUCAGCGACCGUUGUUGAAAACGGACAUGGAGAGGCACGUCAACGAGGAAGACACUGUACCGCUGUCUCACUUUGACGAAAACAUCCCCUACAUGCAAGACGGCGGUUACUGUAACACUCACCCAUACAAUGAAGGAUACGUUUACUAGCGAUAAAGACGGACGAUGGAUCUUUUCACUUUUCUUCGCCAGGCCCAAGAAAAGCAAAAUAUACUUUUUUUUAUAAAUAUAUAUAUAAAUAUAUUUAGUAGUUCCUAAAUGGGCUUUUCCUGUUGCAUAUCUCAAUUGGUCUGCCAUGGACAGAGCACUUUACUUGUGGGACUCGGGAUAACACAUAAAACGAUGUAUGUAACAGAAUGAUAAAAGAAGAUGGAAAUAUUCAUUUAUGCUCGGGAAGGGAAGCUUACGGUACUACAUUACAAGUCAUGUCUGUAUUUACUUUUAUUUUUUUUUUCCUCUUUUAAAUCUCAUAAUAUAUUGUACAUUAUUUUCUUUUUUUU